CUGAUCCUCCCGGCUUGUCACGUCUCAAGAGGAAUGAUGGGGAACUAGAGCCCAUGACAGUUCAGUGGAGCCGUUGGCACUUUUGAUAUCUCGACAUCUUCAGUUAUCUAAAAGCAAGCCAGUCCCAGGAUAAGGACAGCAGCAGGUGAUAUAAUGCGGAAACCAGGCCCUCAAAAAGCCAUAGACUGGAAAGAUGGUAAAAAGCACAAGUACAGCCGCCCGUCAGAGUCUCCCUCCCAGUACCAAGGUCACUUCACCUGGGAUAAAUACCUGAAAGAGACAUGUGCCAUUCCAGCUCCUGCCCAUUGCUUCAAGCAGUCAUACACUCCACCUGCAAAUGAAUUCAAGAUCAGUAUGAAAUUAGAAGCCCAGGACCCCAGGAACACCACCUCCACUUGCAUUGCCACGGUGGUGGGUCUGACAGGCGCACGCCUCCGCCUGCGCCUCGAUGGCAGCGAUAACAAGAAUGACUUCUGGCGGCUGGUGGACUCUGCUGAAAUCCAGCCCAUAGGAAACUGUGAGAAGAAUGGAGGGAUGCUGCAACCUCCACUGGGCUUUCGGCUGAAUGCCUCCUCUUGGCCCAUGUUCCUUCUGAAGACUUUGAAUGGAGCAGAGAUGGCUCCUGUCCGGAUUUUUCACAAGGAACCACCAUCUCCAUCCCAAAACUUCUUCAAGACAGGUAUGAAGCUGGAGGCAGUGGACAGGAAGAACCCUCACUUCAUCUGCCCGGCCACCAUUGGGGAGGUGAGAGGUUCUGAGGUCCUCAUAACAUUUGAUGGCUGGAGAGGUGCCUUCGAUUACUGGUGCCGAUAUGAUUCCCGGGACAUCUUUCCCGUAGGCUGGUGCUCGCUGACUGGAGAUAAUCUGCAGCCCCCUGGAACAAAAGUUGUGAUUCCAAAGAGCCCUUUACCUGCCUCCGAAGUAAACUCGGAGAAACCUAGCAUGCACAGUAGCACAAAGACUGUUUUGGGGCAUCAACAAGGGCAAAGGCGUCGCAAAACAGGGAAGAAGCGUGGUCGAACGACCAAAGCGCUAAUCCAUCACCCCAUGCCUGCACCCUCCAAGUCAGUGGAGCCUUUGAAAUUCCCCAGAAAGAGAGGCCCCAAGCCUGGCAGUAAGAGGAAACCUAGGACAUUGCUGAACCCAGCACCCACCUCUCCAACAACCAGUACCCCAGAACCAGAUACAAGCACUGUGCCCCAGGACGCUGCUACAAUCCCCAGCUCUGCCAUGCAGGCUCCCACAGUUUGCAUUUACUUGAACAAGAACGGCAGCACUGGGCCCCACCUAGACAAGAAGAAAGUUCAGCAGCUGCCGGACCAUUUUGGACCAGCUCGAGCUUCUGUUGUCCUGCAGCAAGCAGUACAGGCCUGCAUUGAUUGCGCUUAUCAUCAGAAAACAGUCUUCUCCUUCUUAAAACAAGGCCAUGGGGGAGAGGUCAUCUCAGCUGUGUUUGAUCGGGAACAGCACACUCUGAACCUGCCAGCAGUAAACAGUAUCACCUACGUCCUCCGCUUCCUGGAGAAGCUCUGCCACAAUCUUCGCAGUGACAACCUCUUUGGGAACCAGCCUUUCACUCAGAACAGCCACAUGCAGCGCUCACACGAGUACGACCACGACAGGUAUCUACCAGACAGAAGCAGUUCGUUAGACGGCACUCUGCAGGGACCAGGCCGGGGUACAAAGCGAUAUUCCCAAGAUUCCCCUCCAUACAGUGCUCCUCUCUCCCCCAAGUUACCAAAGAAUGACCGUCACCCUUUGGAAGGUGAAACCUUUGUUCUGGGAGAUGGCCUCCCAGGGCCCUUGGAGCCUCGCCUGGACCCCAUGGACUCUGCCUUGAACUCUGUCAAUUCAUCCAGCCACAGCAGGAGCUCCAGAGACUAUCGCCUGCAAGGAUACAGGCACCUGCACCAACCCUCUAGCCUCACCCAGGGCAGUACCUCUGCCUUGCGUAGGCUUAGCUCUGGGGGUUCAGAUAGAUACCUUGGCUCUCGAGACGUCUCGCGGCUGAGCAGCCGCGACCCCUCGUCCUGGACGGUGGAAGAGGUGAUGCAGUUCAUACGAGAAGCGGAUCCACAGCUGGGACCCCACGCUGACCUCUUUCGAAAACAUGAGAUUGACGGGAAAGCCCUGCUCUUGCUGCGGAGUGACAUGAUGAUGAAGUACAUGGGGCUGAAGCUGGGGCCAGCCCUGAAGCUCACUUACCACAUCGACAAGCUAAAGCAAGGCAAGUUCUGAGAGGACGCUUGGCAGGACGGAUCCUGGAAGCUCCGCUCCUGGCCAUCCAUAUCCGCGCUCGCCUGCCGACAGGUACGCAUGCACACACACCCAUUUACGCCGCAGAUGGACACCUCACCGACACCCCAGCCCCGCUGCAGGGGUCCAGCCGCCCGCCCGCCCCUGCACCAGUGGCCAGACCCCAGCGGGUGCUCGGGAGGAGGCCGGUGCACAGUUGGCCCUGGGACUUCGCACCAGACUCGAGUCAUGGGCGUCCUGUUAGAAGCAGAGGGUCUCUCCCUGCUGCCCAGCUGGUGCUUCUCCGCAGGCUCCCGGUCCUGCUUCCCUGGGAUGGAGCAGCGGCUCUGGGCAGAGCUCUUGGGGACUGGGUGCUCGCUCCAGCUCCUCUCCCUCUUGCUGUGGCUCGUGCGCUCCUGGCCUCGCCUGCUCGGGGCAGCCCUCAGUUCCCAUCCCCGUCCCUUCGGAGGGGCGGUGGGCCGGGGGAGCUGGACGCUUUGCGCUUCGCCGGGCAGCCCGGCUGCAAGGGGGAUGGUGCCCCCGACCUGCACUCAGCCCCUGUAGCACCGUGGCAAGCUCAGAGCCAUGACUGCCCCGUCCCCGUCUUCCACGCCUGGGGGAGCCCGGCUGCCUGUCCUGGGGGCCUCUCACCUCCUGAGCUCUGCCUGCCACUCAGCUCCCGGCCUUCCUCUGGCUGGGGACACCAGGCCGGGGAUGGAAGCCUUCGUAUUUAUUUCUGACUGGAGAGGCCGCACAGCGGCACACAGCGCUGCCUGGGAGCGUGGAGCGAGCUGCGGGAGAGCUGAGGAGUGUGGCGGGGUCUGGCGUGCCCAUGGCAAGGACGGGCCUGGGUCGGCGUUGGAGGCUGGCUGGAUGCUGCAGGACUCGACUGAUCCUUCUUUUUCUUUUUUUUU
Messenger RNA from Gavia stellata (red-throated loon), 3149 nucleotides. RefSeq names its product Scm polycomb group protein homolog 1 (gene SCMH1). The transcript is spliced from 16 exons. Gene Ontology annotation, cellular component: nucleus. Bases 154 to 2238 code for a protein of 694 amino acids. Gene Ontology annotation, biological process: regulation of DNA-templated transcription. Gene Ontology annotation, molecular function: protein binding. The record is from RefSeq and is a predicted model, not a curated record. NCBI's taxonomy places the organism in Eukaryota, Metazoa, Chordata, Aves, Gaviiformes, Gaviidae.